AUGAAUGAUUAUGCAACCGUUUACCUGGCAAGUGCGCCGGAUGGAAAAGGACGUGCUCUCACGGAACUGAAAAUGAAUGAUGUAGAAGGAUUAACCGGCACUUCCAUGCGGGAAAUUGCCAUACUUCGCGGAUUAAAUCAUAAAAAUAUCGUCACACUACUGGAUGUGCCGAAAACAAAAGCAUCUUCCACACUUGUCUUCGAAUACGAAGAUAUGAGGACAAUUAUUAACGAAGAUCUCGGGAUACGCACCGACAAAGUUAGAGACUUCUUCAAACAGGUUUUAUGCGGUUUAGAAUUCUGCCAUCAGAACAACAUCACUCACUGUGAUCUAAAACCGGAGAAUAUCCUCAAAAGAAAUGAUGAUGUUAUAAAAAUAGGUGGUUUUGAUCUUAAUAGGCAAAUGACUAAUCAAAGUGAUAAUCCUACCUCCGAGGAUAAUACUCUUUGGUACAAACCGCCGGAAAUACUUCUCGGUGAAACUAAAUAUGACGGUAAAGUCGACAUCUGGAGCGCUGGAUGCAUACUUUUCGAAAUGAUUGUCCAAAAGCCGCUUUUCCCUGGCAACGAUACAGACUCCGAAAUUUGCUACAUUUUUAAUCGUUUAGGCCUUCCCCCUCCUGAUUACUGGCCUGAGCUUUCCAGCAAUAGCAUCUUACAACGACUGUAUCUUACGGAUAUUAACGACAGGGAAGAAGUCGAGCUCACAAAAGAAGAAUACGCUAACAGUCAUCUGCUUGACAAACUAAACAAAUUGAGUGAAGAAAAGAGCACGUACUCAGGCUUCCAACUGGCCUUUCCGCUGAUGGUCAAAUGCUUGCAACCGAAUCAAAGUGUGCGCAUAGAUGCAACCCAGGCGUUGGAUGAUGAAUACUUCGGUAGCGUGAAAUGCCCGAAGGGACUGCAGGAUAUUACUACCUUGAACUUUGUUGUUGAUGAUUCCGACAUGGGCUAUUCGGUGAGUGAUUGUUGCAAAUAUUUUCCAAAAUGCACCGACCGAGCCCAUUAA
Molecule: messenger RNA, 1008 nt
Organism: Dibothriocephalus latus
Lineage: Eukaryota; Metazoa; Platyhelminthes; Cestoda; Diphyllobothriidea; Diphyllobothriidae
Source: the annotation of a GenBank genome assembly